GAGGAGCGCUGGCCGGCUGGGGAGGCGGAGGACGGGGAGAGAAGAGGAAGGAGGCUCCGGGAGUGCAGAGACACAUAAAGGGUCUGGCCUGGGACUUGGCAAAAACGGGUAGACGUGUGGACAGAAAGAGGGAUCAUCUAUCGUUUUUAUUUUAGCGACUCUAACAUUUUCACCGUACCCAUUGACUUUGACCAUAAGAGUGAGCGACAAGAACCAGAGCAUCAGCAACCCACCACCACCAUGCCGUCCACCUCCAGCUCGUCUGCCCUGCUCAAAGGCCCCGGCAGCUGUGGUGGUCCCCAGGGGAGCCGACCGAUUGAGAACACAGCCCAGGACCGGGACCCAGUAGUGGCAGAGAAGCCCGACAAAGGCACCGCCUCUUCUUGUAAAGUUGGGAGCAAACCCGGGAGGAAACGCAAGAAUUUCUCACUCCAGAGCGGUGAAUCCCUCCGGGAGGGGGCGGCGCCCGGGGAGAGGGGUGGCGCCGGGGGCCCGGAGAAGCAGCCCGUGAUGGCUCAGAUCCACAACGGGGAUGCGGGCCGGCAUCGACAUGUCACGCCCAGCAGCCCGGCCUGUGACCCCAAACAGGAGGAGGAGGAAGAGGAGGAGGAGGAGGAGGAGGAGGAGGAGGAGGAGGAGGAAGACCAGGAUGAGGAGGAUGAUGAGGAGGAGAGUGACGCUGAGAACAGUAUCCGGAGAGAGGAGUCAGCCGGGCGCCCGGGCCGGGGUCUGAAGCCCCGGGCCGGGGGGGCGGACUCUGAGAAGGAGAAGGAGGAUGGUCUGUCCACGCCACACAAGAAAAGCGGGAGGCGGAAACUGGCGCGCCCCACCAAAUAUGUGGAGCACAAGGAGGAGAACGGAGGUGACCGACCGAGGGCCGAGGGAGGUGGAGGGAGGCAGCGUGGGGGUGUGUGUUGGGAGGUCGGCCUGCGUCAGAGGCCCCGCCCCCGGGUGACCUUCCAGGCAGGGGACCCCUGUUACAUUAGCAGGAGGACCCGCGAGGAGUGGCUGGCCAAGUGGAAGACGGAGGCUGAGAGGAAGGCCAAACUGGUGUCGGCCAUGAACGCCACCGGUGACCGUGGCGAGGCGGAGAGAGAACCCCCACGGCCGGCGGUCACGAAGCGCCCGGCGCCCUGCAAACAGCUGGCCCCACUGCCCCCGCAGGCCCCGCCCCCAUCACAGACUCCGCAUCACCCGCCGCCGCCGCCGCCGCCUCCUCCGGCAGCUGCCUCACCACCACAACAAAAACAUCAACAACAACCACAACAAGAGACGCAGCAACCCACAGACCCCGCCUCCCCCACCGUGGCCACCACCCCUGAGCCGGUGACCCUGGGCGGCGAAGCCAAGACCGCCCUCUCCAAGACUGCGGACGCUGAGCCAGAGUAUGAGGACGGCCGGGGCUUUGGCAUCGGGGAGCUGGUGUGGGGCAAGCUGCGGGGGUUCUCGUGGUGGCCCGGGCGCAUCGUGUCCUGGUACAUGACGGGCCGCAGCCGCGCCGCCGACGGCACCCGCUGGGUCAUGUGGUUCGGAGACGGGAAGUUCUCUGUGGUUUGUGUGGAGAAACUAAUGCCCCUAAGCUCCUUCUGCAAUGCCUUCCACCAGCCCACCUACAACAAGCAGCCCAUGUACAAGAAGGCCAUCUUUGAAGUGCUGCAGGUGGCCGGCACCCGCGCGGGGAAGGCCUUCAAGGCGUGCCCCAGCACUGACGAGACGGAGACGUCCAAGUCGGUGGACCUGCAGAACAAACAGAUGGUGGAGUGGGCCAUGACGGGCUUCCUCCCCAGCGGGCCCAAGGGCCUGGAGCCCCCCGAAGAGGAGCGGAGUCCUUAUAAGGAGGUGUACCCCGACGUGUGGGCGGAGCCAGAGGCUGCAGCGUAUACGCCCCCUCCGGCCAAAAGGCCUCGCAAGGGCACAGCAGAGAAGCCCAAGAUCAAGGAGAUCAUGGAUGAACGGACCAGAGAGCGCCUUAUUUCUGAAGUGAGAGAGAAGACUCGCAGCAUCGAGGAGAUCUGCAUCUCCUGUGGAAGUCUCAACAUUUCCAUCCAGCAUCCUCUGUUCGCUGGGGGAAUGUGCCAGGGUUGUAAGAACUGUUUCCUGGAGUGUGCGUACCAGUAUGACGACGAUGGCUACCAGUCCUACUGCACCAUCUGCUGUGGCGGCCGGGAGGUCCUCAUGUGUGGAAACAACAACUGCUGCCGGUGUUUCUGUGUGGAGUGUGUGGACCUGCUGGUGGGCCCCGGGGCCGCUGCCGCUGCCAUCCAGGAGGACCCGUGGAGCUGCUAUACCUGCAGCCAGACCAGCGACCUGGGCCUGCUGCAGCGCCGCGCCGACUGGCCCUGCCGCCUGCAGCACUUCUUCGCCAACAACCACGACCAGGACUUUGAGCCUCCAAAGCUGUACGCCCCGGUCAUGGUGGAGAAGAGACAGCCCAUACGCGUUCUCUCCCUGUUCGACGGCAUCGCAACGGGCCUGCUGGUGCUCAGAGAGCUGGGCAUCGAGGUGGAGCGCUACGUGGCGUCGGAGGUGUGCGAGGACUCCAUCACGGUGGGCAUCGUGCGGCACCAGGGGCGCAUCAUGUACGUGGGCGACGUCCGGAACGUCACGCGCAGACACAUCCUGGAGUGGGGCCCCUUCGACCUGGUCAUCGGUGGGAGUCCCUGCAACGAUCUCUCCAUCGUCAACCCUGCUAGGAAAGGCCUCUUUGAGGGCACCGGCCGCCUGUUCUUUGAGUUCUAUCGGCUGCUCCACGAGGCCCGGCCAAAGGAAGGGGACAAUCGACCUUUCUUCUGGCUGUUUGAGAACGUGGUUGCCAUGGGCGUCAGCGACAAGAGGGACAUUUCCCGCUUUCUGGAGUGCAACCCGGUGAUGAUCGACGCCAAGGACGUGUCGGCGGCCCACCGCGCCCGCUACUUCUGGGGCAACCUGCCUGGCAUGAACAGGCCUCUGUCAGCCAUGUGCAAUGAUAAGCUGGAGCUGCAGGACUGCUUGGAACAUGGUCGGACAGCCAAGUUUGGCAAAGUGAGGACCAUCACCACCAGGUCCAACUCCAUCAAGCAGGGCAAGGACCAGCACUUCCCCGUGUACAUGAACGAGAAGGAGGACAUCCUGUGGUGCACGGAGAUGGAAAGGAUCUUCGGUUUCCCAGUGCACUACACCGACGUGUCCAACAUGAGUCGCCUGGCCAGGCAGAGGCUUCUGGGUAGGUCGUGGAGCGUGCCCGUGAUACGCCACCUCUUCGCCCCGCUCAAAGAUUACUUUGCCUGCGUCUGAGGGAACCCGUUCUCAGGAGUUCCAUAUCUGCUCUGAACCGGCUAGGACACACAACUCAACUGUAUUUUACGUCUAGAAACAUGAGCCUCGAUAUUUACGUCGGAAUAUACGCUCGUAUCGCUCAGACACAGCGAAGCACCGGUGUAGAAAACGAAAUGUUUUACACGUGUUUGUUAUUUUGGUUUUGUUGCGUUUUAUUGGAAAAAAUAAGUAAUUGUUAUUCUUAUUUAAUUUCUCAGUGUCCUUUUACCUUUUUUCUAGCAGUGUUAUCCGGUAUUUGUUUUGUUUUUGUUUUUGGUUGAAAUUUGAUUUAUUUGUGCAAGCUAUACUUACAAGACUAUGCUUUAUUCUCGAGACACUCUGCGAAUCAAUCCAAGAGCUAUCUAGGGGAUUUAUUUUUACGAAAAGAGAGAGACUCUUCGUGAGAUGGAAGACUGACAACCAGGAGCUC
Gadus chalcogrammus (walleye pollock) is the source of this 3724-nucleotide messenger RNA. Its product is annotated as DNA (cytosine-5)-methyltransferase 3A-like. Bases 241 to 3273 code for a protein of 1010 amino acids. Gene Ontology annotation, molecular function: methyltransferase activity. Gene Ontology annotation, cellular component: cytoplasm; nucleus. NCBI's taxonomy places the organism in Eukaryota, Metazoa, Chordata, Actinopteri, Gadiformes, Gadidae. The record is from RefSeq and is a predicted model, not a curated record. Gene Ontology annotation, biological process: negative regulation of DNA-templated transcription. The transcript is spliced from 23 exons.